UUGCUAUAGAAGAGACAGUACAAUACUUUGAUGUCUCACAAACAAACACAAGCUUCGCUCGAGUUCCAAGAGGGCGAGCCUCUCUUUGAAAACUGGCCAGCUCCAUCUUCCGAAAGAAGUAGCUUUGCAAAACUUCACACUUUUGAACGUGUUCAAAGUUGUGUCUUCGUACAAAAAAACCACAAACCAAAAAAGAAAAGAAGGGCUUUUGGACACUUGGCUGUCUCUGGUAGUUUAGAUAAUAUUGUUGCCAAUUAGAUUGCCUCCAAUUGGCUUUUUCCAAAAUGGCCCAUUUUGAUUGCAACAAUUUUUUAUAGUAAAGCGGCGCUACAAAUUCUCAAGUUUCGGUCUCCUACAAAAAGGCACUUCAAAUAGAGUACAAGGACUUGUGUUUUCCUUGCUACUAGUUGCCCAGUGCAAGAGAAAGUUCGUUGACAAUAACGAGCAACCGAGUGUGAAACCAUGCUUGGUUUGGCUGGCUCCAACAACGGAACAUAUGAUUACAAAUAUUCUAGUUGCUUUCCUUUCUGUUUUACUUCUAUGAAAGCUUCUUAAUAACACGCCUUUUGUUUUCGCUCUCUCCCUCUUCACAACUUCCUCACUCGCACUUUUUGUUUACGUUUGAACCCUAAAGUUGUGGGCUUCGAGUAAAGCACUGUUUCAGCCAGUUACCUUGCAAGUUAUUAGGCAACGCUAUAUCGAAUGAGGAAAUGAUAAGGUCCUUCCUAAUAUAUCUGAAGCAGUUUACAAUUAGUUUCUUCCAGUUAAGCUCGCAGUAGAACUGAAACAGUUGUUUCUGUUUCCAACCAAAGGUCGGUUUGCCAAAUUGGCUUAACAAUCUUCAUAGCUAUUGCAUACUACUUGUGUUUUGGAUAAAUUAUCUAUUUUUUGUCGGGCCAUUUCAAAUUGGAAAUAAUGAUAAAGCCAACUCCGUUUUA
Messenger RNA from Galdieria sulphuraria, 938 nucleotides. RefSeq lists its product as uncharacterized. The transcript has a single exon. Bases 31 to 258 code for a protein of 75 amino acids. The record is from RefSeq and is a predicted model, not a curated record. NCBI's taxonomy places the organism in Eukaryota, Rhodophyta, Bangiophyceae, Galdieriales, Galdieriaceae.